UGUAAGCGUUUUACUCAACCUUCUCGUUAGGUUAGCGGACUCUUUUCUGCCAGGCGGGUCCGAUGCCUGGGCGAUUCCUGCGCCUUCUUGUCCGCAUUGCCAACCUCGGAGCAACGACGUUGCAGCCGCUGCGAUUUCUUAUCGUGCGGACAAUGUCCGCUUUUGAAGAAUAACGCACGCAGCGCGUCCGAGGAACCCGCGCGCCGAGCAGCGCGCGUCUCCGGGCAUGAUGGAGCUGGUGCACUGCAUCAGCGAGCGUGUGUGAUGUAGAGGCGCCGCGUUGCUCCUGCAGGUCACCCUCUCACACACACGCAGCUGUGCUAUGGCAGGACAUCACAGCAGAGGGCCACCAGCUGGUGAUGAGACGCAGUGAAGCGGAUGCAACACGUUGCUGCGCGUCGCUCAGGUGCUCCAGGUGUCGUUCGGCUGGACACUAGGUUUAUUCAUGAGCUCAUCAAACCUGUGUUUUGUUUCCUGAAGUAAUAUCCCUAUGAAAAUGAGAGAGGAUGAAGACUAAACAAGGCUGUUAUGAUAUCUAACCCAGUGGGAUGACGGCUCCCUGUGCACCCUUCCUCCUGUCCCGUGUCCUGCCUGGCCUCUCCUCCUCCUCCUCCUCCUCCUCCUCCUCCUCCUCCACCCUGCCUGGCUCCAAGCUCGCCCCGAGCUCCUGACGCACCACGCCGCCCCUCCUCCGAGGCCCAUGCGGCGCUUCGUCUACUGCAAGGUGGUGCUCACCACCUCGCUCGUCUGGGUCCUGCUGGACGUCUUUCUGCUGCUCUACUUCAGCGAGUGCAACAAAUGUGACGACAGGAAAGAUGGCUCGCUCCUGCCUGCUCUCAGAGCUGUCAUGUCCCGUGCCCACGAGGGCCCGGGAGAGAUGGGCAAGGCCGUGCUCGUCCCCAAGGAGGACCAAGAGAAGAUGAAGGAGCUCUUUAAGAUCAACCAGUUCAACCUGAUGGCCAGCGACAUGAUUGCACUCAACAGGAGUCUGCCCGAUGUCAGGCUGGAUGGCUGUAAGACGAAGGUGUAUCCAGACGAGCUGCCCAACACCAGCAUCGUCAUCGUGUUCCACAACGAGGCGUGGAGCACCCUGCUGCGCACCGUCCACAGUGUGAUCAGCUGCUCACCCAGACACCUGCUGCUGGAGAUCCUCCUGGUGGACGACGCCAGUGAGAGAGACUUCCUGAAAAAGAAGCUGGAGGACUACGUGAAGACGUUGGAGGUACCAGUGCGGAUCCUGCGGAUGGAGCAGCGCUCUGGCCUGAUCCGGGCGAGGCUGAGGGGUGCUGCUGCCACCCAAGGUCAGGUCAUCACCUUCCUGGACGCCCACUGUGAGUGCACAACCGGCUGGCUCGAGCCACUCCUGGCCCGUAUCAAGGAGGAUAGGAAAGCUGUGGUCUGCCCCAUCAUCGAUGUCAUCAGCGACGAGACCUUCGAGUACAUGGCUGGCUCGGACAUGACCUACGGCGGCUUCAACUGGAAGCUGAACUUCAGGUGGUACCCAGUCCCUCAGCGGGAGAUGGACCGGCGCAAGGGUGACCGGACAUUGCCCGUCAGGACACCUACUAUGGCCGGCGGCCUGUUUUCUAUCUACCGAACCUAUUUUGAGGAGAUUGGCACCUACGACGCCGGCAUGGACAUAUGGGGAGGAGAGAACUUGGAAAUGUCUUUCAGGAUCUGGCAGUGUGGCGGCUCCCUGGAGAUCGUCACGUGUUCUCACGUGGGCCACGUGUUCCGGAAGGCGACGCCGUACAGCUUCCCCGGUGGAACGGGUCAGGUGAUCAACAAGAACAAUAGGCGAUUGGCCGAAGUCUGGAUGGACGAAUUCAAAGACUUCUUUUACAUCAUAUCCCCAGGCGUGGUACGAGUGGACUACGGAGACAUUGCGGCUCGCAAGGCCCUGAGAGAAGCUCUGCAGUGUAAACCUUUCUCCUGGUACCUGGAGAACAUCUACCCUGACUCGCAGAUACCGCGCAGAUACUACUCACUUGGAGAGAUCCGAAAUGUGGAGACCAACCAGUGCGUGGACAACAUGGGCAGGAAAGAGAAUGAGAAGGUGGGCUUCUUCAACUGCCAUGGCAUGGGUGGGAACCAGGUGUUCUCGUAUACGGCAGACAAGGAGAUCCGCACGGACGACCUGUGCCUGGACGUGUCACGCCUGAACGGACCCGUGCUCAUGCUCAAGUGUCAUCACAUGAAGGGUAACCAGAUGUUUGAGUACGACGCUGAGCGCCUGACCCUGCUGCACGUGAACAGUAACCAGUGUUUGGACAUGCCCUCGGAAGAAGACAAAAUGGUCCCCACGUUGAGGGACUGUACCGGCGGCCCAUCACAGCAGUGGCUCCUCAGAAACAUGACCUUAAGCAUCUGACCUUCACCCCUGUCAAAGCGGGCGGGCCUUCACACUGCCACCACUUGCAUCCGGCGUGUGUGUGUGUGUGUGUGUGUGUGUGUGUGUGUGUGUGUGUGUAAGUAACUCCAGAACUGAAUCUGCAUCCACCCAUGAAGAGUGUCCCAAAAGACACUCGAUAGCAUCUAACCAGCAUUUGAAUGCAAAGUUGGUGGAACUGAACUUGCAUCUCCAGCCAUGUCCUCCGAGGUUCUCGCGCCAUGCACUUUGCCCGCGGUCAUCAGGGCCUUUCCUACCGGAGCUCCUGCUUUGGUGACUGGCAAGUUAUUUGCUUCCUUCCACAUGUCACUCACAUGGCCGGGAGCGAGGGACCUGGAGCCAGAAGUCACAAGCUGUAAUGUUCAUUGUGGACGCUGUGGUUGCGCUCAGAGUCGCCUCCAUCUGGAGCUGUUCCAGAGACUUCUGAUCAUCGCGCUACUGCUUGGAUGCUUUCUGGGCCUGGAGGGUCUUGCCUCUGUAAUUUCAUGCUGGCAACUCUAAACUAUGCUACCCACAAUACAAUCCUGUUUGGAACUUUCACAAGAAUUUUACCAGUGAUUGUCAUUUAGCUUACUUAUCAUUUUCUAUUCUGUACUGUAGUGAUAAUUUUGCACCUGUAGACAGCUGUAAUUCCAGUUGGUCAUAAUAAGGAAGUGAUAAAAAGAGAAUCAACAAAAUACAGGAAUAUUUUUUAUUGAGCGUGAGUAAUAUUCUAUAACAUACCUCUAGAUGAGGCGUUCUAAAAAGUUCUGUCAUUUGCAGAGGCCAAUGUGUCGUACGUGUAGAAGGAGGAAAAGGUUCCACCCAUCUCCUCUCUAAGAGCAUUUUUAUGCACAGUAAUACUUCCGUUUCACCACAGCUAACGUUAAAAGUCCUGUAGCUAAAAAAAAAAACCAUGUCAACCUGUAGCUGCUUCCUUAUGUCAGGCUGUUUUAAUCACAGUAAGCAAAACCCAGUUAACACACCAAGAUCUGAUGCUUUGAUUAGCUUGUUAUGUGAACAGUCUCUCUCUUCAAAGACUGGCUGUGCAGAGGCUGUCACACUCUGGAUUGAGAGGGGGUAGUGAUUAUGGGUGAGGAAACCCUGCAACAAGGGAGGGUUAGUGCAAGCCGUGACGCACUGCGAACAUGUAGGACUCCGCGCAGGAGAAGGUUACCAGGCUUUUUAGCCUGGGAGUAGUUCAAAUUGGUCACAUGACAGCAUGGCAUUGAAAACUUUUCACCCAUUUCACUGAAUCUUGGCUUUGCUGUGCACGUCAACAGCCAAUUGUUGCUGUAACACCGAUUUUUACAGGAAAUUGGGAUCACAUUGUGCAUGCGCCCACGGAUGUUUCUUGCUGAAGGAACCUUAAGGAAACUCAAAUCCAGUGCAUUGGAAGCUGUAAAGGAAUGAUGCGUAUCAACAGGUCACUACUUGCUUUUAUGCAUUCCCAUUUGUUGUGCAUGAGAACACUAAAACUCCCUUGAUACAGUGGUGUGCAGAUGCAGGCCUCCAGCAGGUGAAGGUUGUGGGCAUUGAGCCUUUUACAUCACUGGCUCGACAUUAUUUGGCUGACUUAACAAAAAUUCAAGAACAGUCACACUAUUUUAAACAUUUAAUUAACUAUUAAAAGUAAAACAUUUCUAUUAUUCAUAGAUUUUAGACUGUGGCUUUUAGAAUAACAGAAACUAGCUAAAGCCUACUUAUUUAAAAAUAAUACUUAGAUUAUGACAUUGCUUUUAUAAAGAAUGUUCUGUUUUAGCAUUUGAUUUUGGCUGUCAAAUGAAUUGUUUUGUUUAUAUGUAUGUAUGUAUGUAUGUAUGUAUGUAUGUAUGUAUGUUGUUCAUAGCAUAUGAUACUGAAAUUAUUAAUGUAGUUUUCAAGCACUGUCAUUACACUGAUGCCACUAAAUUUAAAUAUAAAUUAGAAUAUUUAAUUUAAUUCUUUGUCUUCUGUUUUCAUCAUUGUUACUCAUAUAGAAAAGAUGUUCUGUUGUAAAUAAUAAAUGAGCAUUGUUGUAUAUAUGAAAUCAAUUAUUUUUUUAAGACAUCACUUGAAAGCCCCACUGAAGUCUCUGAAGUAGAAUUCCUUAUCGGAGUGUAUUGGAAACUUUAUCAUUUAUGGAUAUGCAGUAACUGGAGAAACUCUGGAUGUUUAUGGGCUUUUCUCAGUCCUGUUUAGUACCUUACAGAUGGUUCUAAUUUUCUAUGUUCAAAUCGGCACAGAUUAAUUGGAAUG
Electrophorus electricus (electric eel) is the source of this 4606-nucleotide messenger RNA. The record is from RefSeq and is a predicted model, not a curated record. NCBI's taxonomy places the organism in Eukaryota, Metazoa, Chordata, Actinopteri, Gymnotiformes, Gymnotidae.